AUGUCUACUGAAGGUCAUUCCUCUGCGUUAAAUUCAAACAACAACACGAUGAAUUCAGAUUACAGUUCAAGUGUAUCUGUUGAUCGAGGAAAAAGACCUAUGUAUGAAGAUGAUACUUCACAAACGAAAUCGCAUGAUGUUGCUUCUUCGAGUUCUGCUGGUCAUUCAUCGUCUAAUUCUGUUAUUCUGCAUUCCGAUGGUGUUCAAUUUGCCGGUGUAGAUCACAGAGGUCGUGUAUCUAGCAAAAUAUAUAUCACUCCAGGCGGAACGAGCUAUUGGAUACCUGAUGUUCCUGUUGAGUUAAAACCCGUUUUAGGUCGUUACUAUGAUACUUGGGACGAUGUUGUCAAUAUGUAUGACACAUAUGCUGAUGCAUCUGGGUUUUCUACUCGAAUAGGCGCUACAAAACGAGUUCAAGGCAUCGUCACACAUAAAUAUAUUGUGUGUAACAGGGCUGGUAAACCAAAGCUGCAAGAUUUUGACUCGAGUACUGUUAUUGCUGUUUCAAAUUGUCGUCGAAGCAGGUUCAAAGUGACAAAUUGCAAGGCACGUAUCAAAUUAAGUGUGGAUCCUAUAACAUCAAAGUUUUGUCUAUAUGGAUUCGUCGAAGCGCACAACCAUUCUCUUGUCGAUACAGACAACAUGGAAUUCACGAAAAAAAGAAGGAAGCUCGAUUUCUUUGAUCAACAAUUUAUUCACAAGCUAAGCCUAAAUAAAAUUGGUGCAACUGUUGCACAUAGGCUACAAUGUUCACUGAAAGGUGGCCACCAGAAUGUUCGUGGUACUAAAACAGAUUACAAAAAUGCUGCUAGGGAUAUACGGCUUUUUAUUGGUGAACGAGACGCACAAAUGAUUGUCGAUACGAUGAAUGCUCGUAAAUCGAAUUUGCCCAACUUCUUCUUUGAGUUUACGGUAGUUGGAAAUGAGUUAAGGUCAUUGUUUUGGGCUGAUGAUGUGUCGAAAUGUAACUACGAGGCGUUUGGUGACGUUCUAGGUUUUGAUGCAACAUAUCAUACAAACCUGUAUAAAAUGAUCUUCGUGCCUUUUACGGGUGUGGACCAUCAUAAAAAAUGUGUGACAUUUGGGGCAGGACUUAUAUAUGACGAAACUAUCGAGUCUUACAUAUGGUUUCUUAAAAUGUUCCUCAAAGCUCAUAAAAAACAACCGUUGUUGACCUUAACCGAUCAAGACGCAUCCAUGAAACAGGCUGUUGCUACUAUAUCGGGUGACUCAUCAUCAAAUGCUGAUCUACGUAAAUCGAUACACAAAUUGGUAUGGAACCUGUUUAUCACACCUGCAGAAUUUGAAGAAAGAUGGCAGAUACUUAUGAACGGCUUAGAGUUGAGUGAUAAUAACUGGUUGAAUGAAAUGUUUUCCAUUCGUGAUCAAUGGGUCCCUUGCUAUUUUCGAGAGGUUCCUAUGUGUUGUUUGAUGAAAACAACGUCUAGAUGCGAGAGCUCGAACGCGCUGUUUAAAGUACAUUCCGGUGGAACCAAUACUUUGGUGCAGUUCAUGAUGUGUUUUGAUACAACAAUCGAUGGUCAGCGUCAGAAGCAGCGCCAAGCAGAGUUUGACAGUAACACGACAACGCCGUUUAUGCCUAACAAGAUUCCUAUAGAGAUGCAUGCCUUUGAUAUAUACACCCGUACAAUAUUCCUAGAAGUGCAGAAGGAGAUUUACAAAGGAUUGACACACUGUUUUAUAAUUAGAUGCGAGGAACUUGAUGGUAUUAAGUUCUAUACUAUUGCACAUACGAACAAGAGUUGCAAAAUUGUCAAUGAAUAUAAGGUUGAACUUGAUGUGCGCGAUAACACGGUUUCUUGUACGUGUAUGUGUUUCACUCGUAACGGCUACUUGUGUAGGCAUGUUUUUUGUGUAUUCAGAUUCAACCAGAUUGAUAAGAUUCCUGAUAAAUAUCAGUCCAGCCGGUGGGAUAGGGAUGUGCUUCCAAACAGGGUUCAUGCUAUUUCAAAUAGAUAUGCAGCUGACAAUGACCCAGAGUCUGUAAUAAAGAACGAGAUAUUUGAUUUGAUUGGUCAGUGUACUAUCCGUUUGAGACGUAAACCUGACAAACUGUCUGCGCUAUCUACACAAAUAAGAGAGAUCAGAGAUAUCAUAUACGAGGAGUUUCCAUCUGAACCAGAUUGUAACAAUAAGAGUGCGGUUAUAAGUGAUAUCAUCGGGCAGCCCGAAAACGUUGAAGUUACUAUUCACCCACCACAAGGCAUCAGGAAUAAAGGGUGUGGCACCAACAAGCGGCUAAUUGGUCCGGGAGAGAAAGCUGUAGAGAACCACAAAAAGAACCCGCGUUUAUGUCAUCGAUGUAACAAGUAUGUGUAUGAUCAUGAUAAACGUAACUGUGCGAAAGUGCAAGCUGCUAAAGAGGCGGCAGCAGCUGCUGCUAAAGAGGCUGCAGCCGUAUCUGGUUCUGGUCGUUAA
This is a messenger RNA of Helianthus annuus (common sunflower), 2439 nucleotides long. RefSeq names its product protein FAR1-RELATED SEQUENCE 5-like. The record is from RefSeq and is a predicted model, not a curated record. Lineage: Eukaryota; Viridiplantae; Streptophyta; Magnoliopsida; Asterales; Asteraceae. Gene Ontology annotation, biological process: regulation of DNA-templated transcription. Gene Ontology annotation, molecular function: zinc ion binding. The transcript is spliced from 6 exons. Bases 1 to 2439 code for a protein of 812 amino acids.